Molecule: messenger RNA, 3530 nt
Organism: Jaculus jaculus (lesser Egyptian jerboa)
Lineage: Eukaryota; Metazoa; Chordata; Mammalia; Rodentia; Dipodidae
Gene: Gucy2d
Product: guanylate cyclase 2D, retinal
Exons: 19
Coding region: 1-3507 (1168 amino acids)
Biological process (GO): intracellular signal transduction; protein phosphorylation; cGMP biosynthetic process
Molecular function (GO): protein kinase activity; peptide receptor activity; ATP binding
Source: RefSeq, a predicted model, not a curated record
AUGACGGUUGAAAAAAAGAUUCCGUGUUGUCCCAGUCUGCGCAGGGGGCCGUGGAGGCGGACACGCUUCGGGAGUGGAGCUGGAUUUGAGAAACGGGCUUGCGGAGAGGGCCUGAAGGAGAGCUCGGCGGGUCCCAGCCGCUGGCCCGGCAGGGGUCAGUGUCCGCAGAAGCCGGCGAUGACCGCGCGCGCCCUCCUCCGAGCCGCCGGGUUUCCCGACGGCGCCGGGCUCUGCGUCGCGGGGCGCUGCGCUCGCUGCCCGCCGUGGGUGCAGCCGGGGCAGAGGCCUCGGCUGCUGGGACUCCUGCUCCUGCUGCUGCUCCUGUCGCCCGCGGCCCUCUCCGCCGUGUUCAAAGUGGGAGUCCUGGGUCCCUGGGCUUGCGACCCCAUCUUCGCGCGGGCCCGCCCGGACCUGGCGGCGCUCCUGGCCACCGAGCGCCUGAACCGUGACCUUGCCCUGGAAGGCGGCCCGCGCUUCGAGGUGGCGCUGUUGCCCGAGCCCUGCCGGACGCCGGGCUCCCUGGGCGCCGUGUCUUCCGCGUUAACCCACGUCUCGGGCCUGGUGGGUCCCGUGAACCCCGCAGCCUGCCGGCCAGCCGAGCUCCUUGCCCAAGAGGCUGGGGUGGCGCUGGUGCCCUGGGGCUGCCCCGGGGCGCGGGCGGCCGGCACGACGGCCCCGGCCGUGACUCCCGCAGCGGAGGCUCUCUACGGCCUGCUUCGAGCCUUCCGCUGGGCGCGCGUGGCUGUGGUCACCGCACCCCAGGACCUGUGGGUGGAGGCCGGUCGCGCUCUGUCCACAGCGCUCAGAGCCCGGGGCCUGCCGGUCGCCCUGGUGACCUCCAUGGAGCCCCCGGACCUGUCUGGCGCCCGGGAGGCCCUGGAAAGAGUCCGGCAGGGGCCCAGGGUCAGAGCUGUCAUCAUGGUGAUGCACUCGGUGCUGCUGGGAGGCGAGGAGCAACGCUACCUACUGGAGGCCGCAGAGGAGCUGGGCCUGGCCGAUGGCUCUGUGGUCUUCCUGCCCUUCGACACGCUCCACUAUGCCUUGGCCCCAGGCUCCGAGGCCUUGACGGCGCUCGCCAACAGCUCCCGGCUUCGCAGGGCGCACGAUGCGGUGCUCACCCUCACGCGGCACUGCCCUCUGGGAGGCAGCGUGCGGGACAGCCUGCGCAGGGCCCAGGAGCACCGGGAGCUGCCCCCGGACCUCAACCUGCAGCAGGUCUCCCCGCUCUUUGGCACCAUCUACGACGCCGUCUUCCUGCUGGCUGGCGGCGUGGCCGGCGCGCGAGCGGCCGCGGGCGGCGGCUGGGUGUCGGGAGCCGCGGUGGCUCGCCAGGUCCGGGGCGCCCACGUCCCCGGCUUCUGCGGAGCCCUGGGAAGAAGCGGGGAGCCCUCCUUUGUGCUGCUGGAUACGGACGCGGCGGGCGACCGGCUCCUCGCCACGUACGUGCUGGAUCCCCUCCAGGGCUCCCUGCGCUCCGCCGGGACCCCGGUGCACUUCCCCCGCGGCGGCCCGGCGCCCGGGCCGGAUCCCGCGUGCUGGUUCGAUCCAGAUGUCAUCUGCAACGGAGGAGUGGAGCCAGGACUCGUCUUUGUCGGCUUCCUUCUGGUGGUGGCGAUGGGGCUGACCGGAGCCUUCCUGGCCCAUUAUGUGAGGCACCGGCUCCUUCACAUCCAAAUGGUCUCGGGCCCUAACAAGAUCAUCCUGACUUUGGACGACAUCACCUUCCUUCACCCGCAGGGGCCGAGUGCCCGAAAGGUGGUCCAGGGAAGCAGAUCGAGUCUGGCUGCACGCAGCACGUCAGACAUUCGCAGCGUCCCCAGUCAGCCUGCGGACAGCACCAACAUCGGCAUCUAUGAGGGAGACUGGGUUUGGCUAAAGAAAUUCCCAGGGGAUCGACACGUAGCUAUCCGCCCAGCAACAAAGACUGCCUUCUCCAAGCUGCGGGAGCUCCGGCACGAGAAUGUGGCCCUCUACCUGGGGCUGUUCCUGGCGGGUACAGCAGACAGCCCAGCUGCCCCUGGGGAGGGCACUUUGGCUGUCGUCUCAGAGCACUGUGCCAGGGGCUCCCUCCAUGACCUCCUUGCCCAAAGAGACAUAAAGCUGGACUGGAUGUUCAAAUCUUCCCUCCUGCUGGACCUCAUCAAGGGAAUGAGGUAUCUGCACCAUCGCGGAGUGGCUCACGGGAGGCUUAAGUCACGGAACUGUGUGGUGGAUGGGAGGUUCGUGCUCAAGGUGACUGACCACGGUCAUGGGCGACUUCUGGAAGCGCAGAGGGUGCUACCCGAGCUUCCCAAUGCCGAGGAUCAGCUGUGGACAGCCCCGGAGCUGCUUAGGGACCCAGCCUUGGAGCGCAGGGGUACUUUGGCCGGAGAUGUCUUCAGCCUGGGUAUCAUCAUGCAGGAAGUUGUGUGCCGCAGCGCCCCCUAUGCCAUGCUGGAGCUAAGCCCUGAGGAAGUGGUGCAGAGGGUGCAGAACCCCCCUCCACUGUGCCGGCCCGCCGUGUCCAUGGACCAGGCGCCCAUAGAGUGCAUCCAGCUGAUGACCCAGUGCUGGGCAGAGCAGCCGGAACUUCGGCCCUCCAUGGACCGCACCUUUGACCUGUUCAAGAGCAUCAACAAGGGCCGGAAGACGAACAUCAUCGACUCCAUGCUGCGGAUGCUGGAGCAGUACUCUAGUAACCUGGAGGAUCUGAUCCGGGAGCGCACGGAGGAGCUGGAGCUGGAGAAGCAGAAGACGGACCGGCUGCUCACGCAGAUGCUGCCGCCAUCCGUGGCUGAGGCGCUGAAGAUGGGGACACCAGUGGAGCCCGAGUACUUUGAAGAAGUGACACUGUACUUCAGUGACAUUGUGGGUUUCACCACCAUCUCAGCCAUGAGUGAGCCCAUUGAAGUGGUAGACCUGCUCAAUGACCUCUACACGCUCUUUGAUGCCAUUAUUGGUGCCCACGAUGUCUACAAGGUGGAGACAAUUGGGGAUGCCUAUAUGGUGGCCUCGGGGCUGCCGCAGAGGAACGGGCAGCGGCAUGCAGCAGAGAUUGCCAACAUGUCACUGGACAUCCUCAGUGCAGUGGGCUCUUUCCGCAUGCGCCACAUGCCUGAGGUGCCCGUGCGCAUCCGCAUUGGUCUGCACUCAGGCCCGUGCGUGGCUGGCGUGGUGGGCCUUACCAUGCCCAGGUACUGCCUGUUCGGGGACACAGUCAACACUGCCUCCCGCAUGGAGUCCACCGGGCUGCCUUACCGCAUCCACGUGAACAUGAGCACCGUGCGGAUCCUCUGCGCGCUGGACCAGGGCUUCCAGGUGGAGCGGAGAGGUCGCACAGAGCUGAAGGGCAAGGGCGCUGAGGACACGUAUUGGCUUGUGGGCAGACUGGGAUUCAACAAGCCCAUCCCCAAGCCGCCAGACCUGCAACCCGGGGCCAGCAACCACGGCAUCAGCCUGCAGGAGAUCCCCCCAGAGCGACGCCUGAAGCUGGAGAAAGCCAGGCCUGGCCAGUUCUCGGGGAAGUGAAUCCCGGCUGCUCAAGGGACAGG